Molecule: messenger RNA, 1817 nt
Organism: Zea mays
Lineage: Eukaryota; Viridiplantae; Streptophyta; Magnoliopsida; Poales; Poaceae
Biological process (GO): proteolysis
Cellular component (GO): vacuole
Molecular function (GO): serine-type carboxypeptidase activity
Source: RefSeq, marked provisional
CGAACCCACUCUCUCUCCCCACGAUGGCAAAAAUGGCGAUGGCGUCCUCCCGCCUCCCGGCUCUCCUCUGCCUCGCCGCCGUCGCCGUCGCCGUCGCGGCGGAGGCCGCCGCCGCCGCCGGAGAAGGCGGCCUCCGCCUGCCCCGCGACGCCACGUUCCCGGCGGCGCAGGCGGAGCGGCUCAUCCGCGCGCUCAACCUCCUGCCUAAGGAGAAGGAGGCGGGGCCGGCCGCGGGCGGCGGCGACGGGCCCAGCGUGGCGCCCGGGGAGCUCCUAGAGCGUCGCGUCCGGCUGCCCGGCGCGCCCGCCGGCGUCGGGGACCUCGGCCACCACGCCGGAUACUUCCGCCUGCCGCACACGCACGACGCCAGAAUGUUCUACUUCUUCUUCGAAUCGAGGGGCAAGAAGAAGGAGGACGACCCCGUCGUGAUCUGGCUCACCGGAGGGCCCGGCUGCAGCAGCGAGCUGGCCGUCUUCUACGAGAAUGGGCCCUUCACCAUUGCCAACAACAUGUCGCUUGUCUGGAACAAAUUCGGUUGGGACACGAUCUCAAAUAUCAUAUUUGUUGAUCAGCCAACCGGAACUGGCUUUAGCUACAGCUCUGAUGAUCGUGAUACUCGUCAUGAUGAGAUUGGUGUCAGCAAUGACCUAUAUGACUUUCUCCAGGUGUUCUUUAAGAAGCACCCAGAAUUUGCAAAGAAUGACUUCUUUAUAACUGGAGAAUCUUAUGCUGGGCACUACAUUCCAGCAUUUGCAAGCAGAGUUCACCAAGGAAACAAAGCAAACGAGGGCAUUCAUAUAAACUUGAAGGGAUUUGCUAUCGGCAACGGUCUCACUGAUCCAGAAAUCCAAUACAAAGCCUACACAGACUAUGCGCUGGAAAUGAAUCUUAUCACAAAAUCCGACUACGAAAGGAUCAAUAGGUUCAUUCCACCAUGUGAAUUUGCAAUUAAGAUGUGUGGUACUGACGGGAAAGCAUCAUGCAUGGCAGCUUAUAUGGUCUGCAACAACAUUUUUAACUCCAUCAUGAAGCUUGUCGGGACAAAGAACUACUAUGACGUGAGGAAGGAAUGCGAGGGGAAGCUUUGCUAUGACUUCUCAAACCUGGAGAGGUUCUUCGGUGACAAAGCGGUCAAGGAGGCGCUUGGAGUCGGUGACAUCGAUUUCGUCUCUUGCAGCACUACGGUUUAUGAAGCGAUGCUCACGGACUGGAUGAGGAAUCUGGAAGUCGGCAUCCCGGCGCUGCUUGAGGAUGGGAUUAACGUGCUUAUAUACGCUGGGGAGUAUGACCUUAUAUGCAAUUGGCUGGGAAACUCGAGAUGGGUGCACUCGAUGGAAUGGUCUGGCCAGAAAGACUUCGUAUCCUCCUGUGACUCACCGUUUGUAGUAGACGGUGCAGAAGCUGGAGUCUUGAAGAGCCAUGGACCACUGAGCUUCCUCAAGGUCCACAAUGCGGGGCACAUGGUUCCGAUGGACCAGCCGAAAGCUGCCCUGGAGAUGCUGAGGAGAUUCACGCAAGGGAAACUGAAGCAGGAACCGCUCCCUGAGACGAUGGCCUUGAAGGCGGCGAUGUGACUGGCGUGGACGUCGUGAAGGGAAGAAGGGAGUCUCUUAAUUACUAGGUGGUCCGAGGUGUCGUUCAAGCGAGCGUGUGUCGAUCACUGAGCUGCUGAAGCUUGUUGUUUCCAUUGGCUCAUGGAUGGAUGCUGUUGAUAAGAAGUUCAAUGCUGGAAACCCUGUCUGUCUGCUGCUCUUGUAAAGCAUCUCAUGUAUACACCCCCUGGAUCCAGAAAGAGAAAUAAUAUGUUUUUUUCCUUA